GAAUAAGCAAUAUUCAUUCAUUAUAUACACAUUCAUCAUUUCUUCUCCACUCUUAUUCAAUCUCUUUAAAUUAUACAAUAUGGGUAUGGAUUAUUCAUCAAAUGGUGCUCUCGUUGAGAGGUUUGAAAAACAAAAAAAAAGUCUGGGAAUUCACAUCUGGAAUAUCCAGACCUGAUCGGAGAUGUCACUGCCGGUCCAACACCGUCGUCACACACCAUAGCAGAAGCUUGCCAGAGCCACCAGCCGUUCUCAAAUCUGAGCCAGAGCCACCUGCCAUUCACUGCAUCCCUUCAGUUCUUGUUGACGCAGCUGGCCCGGCACCGAUGUUGUCCAGGUUGUUGCGAACAGAGCAGCGUAGGUUCCUUGGAACCGGCACCCUGUAGAACCUAACGACCGGAGGUUUUCCGUCCAGGUCUGAGCCAACCCAGAUCCGGCCCGCAGUGGAGAGAGGCACACAACGAAGGCCAUCAAUGUGACACUCUAAAAAAUAG
Messenger RNA from Cuscuta epithymum, 491 nucleotides. The record is from the annotation of a GenBank genome assembly. Lineage: Eukaryota; Viridiplantae; Streptophyta; Magnoliopsida; Solanales; Convolvulaceae.